Molecule: messenger RNA, 930 nt
Organism: Penicillium egyptiacum
Lineage: Eukaryota; Fungi; Ascomycota; Eurotiomycetes; Eurotiales; Aspergillaceae
Source: the annotation of a GenBank genome assembly
AUGACGGAGUUACCGGGGCCGAGCUCCUUUGCUCCACGUUUCUUCUGGAUACUAUCUCAAGCUUGGGGAUUCAUCGGAUUUCAUCCAAGUCCUCGGCUUGACUUGGCAAUAUUUGUAUUCUAUAUCUGCUCCAUUGACAUUUGGUUCUUUUUCUCCAUGACUCAAAUACCCACGCCACCAGCCUCGCGACCGGGCUCGGAGGCCCCCGAAGUGACGGUGAAGGCAGAGCCUUUAGAGGAUUCGGUGCAGUCUUUGGAUACACUUCUCGAGAAGUACUUGCACUUGCUUGAUCGCCAGCAAAAACUACAUUCAAGCCUGGCAGAACAACUGUCGUCGGGUUUCUUUGCUCUCGCCCAGGCCAAUUUCUCCAGUCCUCCUGGGCGUCGUUAUGGUGCUGAUUAUUACGACGAGCGCAUGAAAGCAACGAGAAAGAUAUCAAUCCAAUCCGAACAAAGCACGGAGAAAUCCACGGACGAUCCGCAAGAGAAACAUGGCACUACUGCGCUACCUGGUUCUGAAUACACAUUCUCCGUCAAGACCACACCCAGUCAUCCAACAGAAGAGGCCGGUGGGAACGACGAAACCAAAGCCUCUUCCCCGGUCCUAGGUGGACAUCUUGAGGCCUCCGAGGAAACUAGCCUGGCCGAGACGGCUAGCUCGAAGCCCUCUGACACUACAGAAACACAACCCAUCCCUGUCGAAAAACCAAAGUCAGUCUCUAAGAAGUUUCGUUCUGCCGAUCCAAUUCAUUGGUAUGGAAUACUGGUUCCCCAGUCGCUGCGCAGGGCGCAAGACUCUUUCGCAAAUGCGAUAGACAAUCAGGUGCCGGGUUUGGCUAGUACAACAGUUGAAAUGCGAGCCCUGGAGCAGCAGAUAGACCGAUUGCGGGCUCGGCUGGAAAUUGAAUCCUCCGACGUAACUACUUUGUAG